CUUGGUCGCCCGGAGUUUGUCAGUUUCCUAAACAAAGCGACUCUGGUCUUUUGGCGUCUCUUCUGCUGCACUCACUGAUAAAAAGCCCGCAUCUGUAGAGGCUCAGGCAGGACAGAGGGCGAGCUAUGCCAAGCUGAAGCCGGACUAACUGCAGCUGACAGCGGGACUAUGCGUUAGGAUUCCCGCUUGAAUUUUUAACCACCUUGAACCCACUGAUAUUCCUCUCCAGCUGUUAGUGGAAUUUGUUUUGGCAAUGGGGAGGAAGAAGAUUCAGAUCACCCGGAUUGUAGAUGAGAGGAACCGACAGGUCACUUUCAUGAAGAGAAAGUUUGGCCUGAUGAAGAAAGCCUACGAGCUGAGUGUUCUGUGUGACUGUGAGAUCGCCCUCAUCAUCUUCAAUGGCUCCAACAAACUGUUCCAGUAUGCCAGCACGGACAUGGACAAAGUCCUGCUGAAGUACACAGAGUACAACGAACCCCACGAGAGCAGAACCAACUCUGACAUUGUAGAGGCCCUGAACAAGAAGGAGCACAGAGGCUGCGACAGCCCCGAUGCCGAGGCCUCCUACGUCCUCACUCCCAGUACCGAGGAGAAGUACAAAAAGAUUAAUGAGGAGUUUGACAACAUGAUGAAGAGCCAUAAAAUUCCUGCCGGCCAGGCCCAGCAGCACUUCAUGCAUGUAGCACCAGGUAGCACGGCCUACUGUCCCGGUGCAGGAGGAGGGACUUCCCAGGCCCUAGCUGCAGCCACAGCAAUUUUGGCAGAUAACGGGAUCCUCUCCUCGCCUCACACACAUCCCCACAGAAACUCUUCACAAAGACCUUCCAGCACUGCAAAUCCAGGUGGUCUGCAGGAUAGUUCUGAUCUGGCUCUGCAGAAUGGAUCGGGAGCAGCUGUGAAUGGAUUUGUGGGUUCCAGUGGGGGAAGCAGCUUGGGGAAAAUUGUGCCACCAAAAUCUCCUCCUCCUCCUCUGCCACAUGGGAACAGCCUGAUCCCCAGCAGCCGAAAGACCGACCUCCGAGUUGUCGUCUCUCAAUCCAAAGGAAUGAUGCUGAGUAACCAGAGGCUGAGCAGCAGCCAGUCCAGUCAGCCUCUGUCCACACCAGUGGUCUCCAUCACCACACCCAGCCUGACUCACCAGAGUCUGGUCUACUCCAGCAUCAGCUCUGCCUACAACAACGACUACUCCCUGAACAGUGCUGAAAUGUUGGGCUUCGGUUCUGCUCCAGGCUCCUCUCUGGGCUCCAUGGCAGCAUGGGAGCAGCACCAGCUGAGCUCUUUAGGGUCAGGAAGCUCUGAUCUCUCCAUCAACAACAAUUACAACAUCAACAUCAAAGUAGAGCCCAUCUCUCCACCACGUGACCACCUCAGCAAGCCUGGAUACAUGACUCACGCCCCUCCUCAGCCUCACUCCUCAGCCUCUUCAUCCACCCGAGCAGAGAUGGGCAGGUCUCCUGCAGACAGCAUCAGCUCCUCCUGCAGCUCCCAGGAGGGCAGCAGCGACCGGGAGGAGCAGCAACGGGCAGACCUCCACUCGCUCCCCGCGGGUCGGUCAGUGGGUAGAGAGAGCCCGACGAUGAAACGAAUGCGAAUGGACAGCUGGGUGACAUAGACCCUGGAGUCAUAUGAGUACACAGCGGGAGGAAACACGCAGGAGGGACACUGAUAUGCAAAUCAAAUGUGGAUUUAUCGACAUGUUAACUUUUCUUUAAAUUAUCUUCGUUUUGUUUUUGCAGAAUUGUUUUAGCCGAGUUGCUCAGCAUUAAUCUGAACUUCUGAAUUUAUACUGUCUAAAAGUAACAGAAAAUAAUGUGGAUCUAACUGCAACACAGUCAGUUGUUUCCUCAUCCAGUUGGAUCUAAAACUUAACACAUAAGAAUGAAAAAAAAACAUCACUGCCAAUCUUGUAAUCUUAUGUUCUGGGUAGUAAAACUGAGACGUGCUACUAGAUUUCCUCCACUAGAUGUCAGCUAUUUCAUUUCUGAUCUUCUCAGGGUUUGAAACGGUAAACAAGUCCAACAUGAAAGCAAUACUCCCUCCACGUCAUCAUCUCUAGUCCUCUUUAUAAAACACUUAUUUAUAUCAGCCAAAGCAGUACAUUGUUUUUAUGAUUGUUUUUACAAAAUAACAAAAUUAAAUUCAGAUCUUCAAAAUGAAAGCCAUGGACGCACGAGUGUGUGUGUGUGUACGUGUUUGUGCACAACCAAAAUGUCUUUUUUGUUUGUAUAUAGUAUCUUUAAUAUAUAUCACUUGUGCUGCACAGUAUUUUCUGUUUUACCUGCCAACACAGAGUUUUGCAGAACUACAUGUGUGGAUGAUUGUUGUUUGAAAGUCAUUUACUUUGUCAUCCAGGAUCUGAUAAGUAAAUCUGUUUGUGAAGCACAACAGACUGCAGCACUCUCUUUAAAAAAAGAAAAAAAAAGAAAAAAAAAACAUACACACACAUGUAUAUAUAGAAAGAAAGAAAGAGAGA
Molecule: messenger RNA, 2473 nt
Organism: Melanotaenia boesemani (Boeseman's rainbowfish)
Lineage: Eukaryota; Metazoa; Chordata; Actinopteri; Atheriniformes; Melanotaeniidae
Product: myocyte-specific enhancer factor 2A-like
Exons: 10
Coding region: 254-1612 (452 amino acids)
Biological process (GO): heart development; positive regulation of transcription by RNA polymerase II; cell differentiation
Molecular function (GO): histone deacetylase binding; RNA polymerase II cis-regulatory region sequence-specific DNA binding; protein dimerization activity
Source: RefSeq, a predicted model, not a curated record